CCGCAGAUCUCAGACACGCGCGUCGGGGAUGUAGCUUCUAUACCUCGCCCAGAUGGUCUAUAUAAAUCCCUGACGCCGCAGAACAGCUACGUGAGAACUCACCCGACCUCGCAUGCCCGCUGAAAUAGUCAGGGAUCGACACCCUAGAACCUAUAUAUAGUAACCGGUUGGGGGCUGAAUUCCAUUCGCCGCCUCUUGGCUUGGCAUCAAACCAACAACUCCGUUCGCUGUGAUCUUUCGACCAACCUGAUAUGUCCGACAUGACAAGCGUGGACGCUUCCACAGAUGCCUUGCAACUUCGUAAACGGCAACGGCCGGUAGUGUCGUGCCUGAGAUGCAGGGAGAAGAAGCUUAAGUGUGAUCGAGUGACCCCAUGCGAGAAUUGCAUCAAAGCCGGAUGCCCCGGAGGUUGUACUUAUAACCAGUGCCCCAAUGCAUUUCCCAAGGUGAAACGCAUUCACCUAAGUCCGAAUGAUGCUGGGCGGAACCAUGAGCAACGGAGUGAGGCCGAAAAGGCUCCAGGAAUCGGGGUUAUUGAAGACCUCCAGCAACGGGUGAUCAGGCUAGAAGAACGGCUCGGCCUGGGGCCGCAGGUUGCUAAUCCCCCCUUGGCUAGCCAUGCCCCAGCCCUUCAAAUCAAUAUUGAUGCGCGACCGCACGAUAGCGCUCCUGAAACAAGCGACUCCCAGCCAUUUAUUGGCACUCUGGUGGUCAAGGGGACGCGAACCCGGUAUCACGGGCAAAACAACAGGAUUUCUCUUCUGAAUCACUUCGCCGAAGCCAAGGAGUUCAUUGCGCAGUGCACUAGGGAUCCGACAAUUGUCAGCCUUGCGAAGGAAGUCCAAUUUCUCCAGGGGAAAUUGCAAGGCCCGAUGGACUCGCCCGCGUCGAGCUUGGAAGUUGGAAGUUCCUCUGAACUGGCGCAACUUCGCGCGUCCCUCCCUCCUCAAAGUAUCUGUGACCGACUGUUGAACAGCUACACCACUAACUUUGAGAAGACAUUUCGAAUUAUCCAUGUCCCUUCAUUCUUCCAGGAGUACACGCAAUUCUGGGCUAACCCAGAUCAUGAGCGUUACCAGUCAUCCUCUGCAUUUCUACCGCUUCUCACGGCGGUAUGCACCGCAUCACUGGCGCUAGAAGGCCAGCGGUUGAAGGAAAAUGACAUUACCCUGUGGGAGUAUUUGAACGGCCCAGCACUCGUCCUGAUCCAACUUUGGCUUCAGAAAUUGAGUCGAAAGCAGCGGACUGAGCUGGCUCCACUUCAAAUUGAGACACUUCUUCACUUGAGUCGCCGUGUACGACUAGUGCCCACCGAGGAAGUGUGGAGGGCCACGGGCAGCAUCGUUCGUUCAGCCAUGGUGAUGGGUCUGCACCUGAAUUUGAGAAACUGUGCGGAGCUAUCGGCCUUCCAGGCGGAGAUACGGCGCCGACUCUGGAUUACUAUCGUGGAAUUGGACCUUCAAGCGUCUAUCUCGUCGGGGAUGCCUAUGAUGGUGUCUCCCUACGACGUUGGACCACCACCGGCCAACCUCAACGACUCCGAUUUCGAUGAGACCACCAUGGAGCUUCCGCCCUCGAAGUCGUUAUCGGAAUGGACAGACUCUAUCUAUCAGGUGUCCCUGGCCAUGUCCCUGGCAGAGCGUAUACGAGCAUUGUCUUUAGUUCGAAUAGCAUAUACGAGAGCCGAUCUAAGCGAAGUGGUCCAGCAGGGACGAAAGAUCGUAGAAUGCCUGCGGCAAAUACCUUCUCACUUGAAACUGAACGAAAAUCUUACGAAUGGCGUCAAUCCGACAGUGCUGCUGAGUCGGGUUCUACUAGACAUUUAUACACGCAGGCCUCUGUUAUUCCUCUACCGGCCCAUCGUGCUUGGGCAUCCUCGCGAUGAUCCGGCUUUCCAAGAGGUCUGCCAAGCCUGCCUAGAGUCAUCCCUAGCUAUCCUAUCCUACCAGGACCACUUUGACCCCAAUGUAGCUGAUCUAGAGGUGUUCAACUCAGGCGCAUAUUGGGAGCUCUUCCAAGUAAUCUGCAACGGCGACAUUUUAUGGGCCGCUUUAAGUGUGUGUGGAUACAUCAAGCACUCUAGCCUACCUGGUCUAGCCGCGCAGUGGAACUCAACACACAGCAAGGCGAGUUUGACUCGUAUUGUUGAAAACACUUUGGACAGCUUAACCCUCCGUAUUAGCGAAGCAGGGAGUAACCUCAAGGACGUUCUGCUUCUCGCAGUCGUUCUACAAUCCGUGCGCGCCCGCGGUUCGACGCACAUGCAGGAACAACGCAUGUCGCAAGGGGCCAAACGGGCCUUGGCUGCUUGUCGACAACAGCUACUUCCCGCGGUUGCGGAGGACUCGCUGGCAUUGAAUCUCACCGAUUUCGCUCAGAUGCUUCAAACUACGCAACCGAUAUUCAACUCCACCGGCCCAGGGUCGUACACGCCCUCCACUGAGCUCCACCUGCCAGAUGAUUUUCUGGCUCAAUCAUCGGCACUGGCUAUGGAGUUCAAUAAUUUCCAAGGGGAUCCGUUCAUUAUUGAGAAUGGCGCUUUUGCGUGGAAUCUUUAGGGAGUCUUAAUAUUUUCGGAUUUAGACCCCUGGCUCGUUCCGCAUAAUGAAUUGUUCUAGAUAAAGAUAUGUAAAUGAUGCAAAAAUAUACCCCAUGCUCCAAAUAAGCAUUGA
Messenger RNA from Aspergillus alliaceus, 2672 nucleotides. RefSeq lists its product as uncharacterized. NCBI's taxonomy places the organism in Eukaryota, Fungi, Ascomycota, Eurotiomycetes, Eurotiales, Aspergillaceae. Gene Ontology annotation, cellular component: nucleus. Gene Ontology annotation, molecular function: RNA polymerase II cis-regulatory region sequence-specific DNA binding; zinc ion binding; DNA-binding transcription activator activity, RNA polymerase II-specific. The transcript is spliced from 4 exons. The record is from RefSeq and is a predicted model, not a curated record. Gene Ontology annotation, biological process: DNA-templated transcription; regulation of transcription by RNA polymerase II. Bases 252 to 2558 code for a protein of 768 amino acids.